Condylostylus longicornis is the source of this 1666-nucleotide messenger RNA. RefSeq names its product general transcription factor IIH subunit 4 (gene mrn). Gene Ontology annotation, cellular component: transcription factor TFIIH core complex; transcription factor TFIIH holo complex. Lineage: Eukaryota; Metazoa; Arthropoda; Insecta; Diptera; Dolichopodidae. The record is from RefSeq and is a predicted model, not a curated record. Gene Ontology annotation, biological process: nucleotide-excision repair. Bases 107 to 1576 code for a protein of 489 amino acids. Gene Ontology annotation, molecular function: double-stranded DNA binding; ATPase activator activity. The transcript has 5 exons.
GGCUCUUGUUCUAGCAAAGAAAUUGUUGAUUUCUUUUUAUUUUUAAAUUUUUAUUUAAUCUAAACUAGAAAAAAAAAUAUACAAAUAUUUAUUAAAAUAAUAACAUAUGUCUGAAAGUAAAUCUAAAUCGAAUGCUUUAAUUCCAAAGCAAGAAAAUUUACAAUGUAAAAACUUACAAGAAUAUUUAAAAACACGUCCUGCGGAUUUGCUGGAGAAAUUGUAUAAUUAUCCUUCAAUAUGUUUAGCUGUUUACAGAGAACUACCAGAAAUCGCUAGGCAAUUUGUAAUACGAAUAUUAUUUGUGGAACAACCAGUUCCACAGGCCGUUGUUUCUUCAUGGGGCUCACAACAUUAUGCAAAAGAACAAGCAGCAGCUACAUCAAUUUUAACAGAAUUAAAUGUAUGGCAAAGCGCAGCUAUACCAGGUGGAUUACCUGCUUGGGAACUUUGUACAACGUUUAAAAAGAAUUUAAAAAUCGCAUUGCUUGGGGGUGGGCGUCCUUGGUCAAUGAGUUCACAAUUAGAAGGUGAUCCAAGGCAUAAAGAAAUUUCGUUUUUAGAUAAUUACGCAAUGUCAAGAUGGCGAUGUGUCUUACAUUAUAUGGUUGGAGCUGGUUCGUCAAUGAAAGGGCAAGAAAAUGAAGGUAUAAGUCCAGAUGCAGUUAGAAUUUUAUUACAUGCAAAUUUGAUGAAAAGAGAUGAACGUGAUGGAGCCCCAAGUAUAACCAGACAGGGGUUUCAAUUUCUUCUUCUAGAUACACAGGCUCAAGUAUGGCAUUUUAUGCUGCAAUAUUUAAAUACUUGUGAGGAACAUGGAUUAAGUUUACCUGAAUGUCUUUCUAUGUUAUUUCAAUUAAGUUUUUCAACAUUAGGGCGCGAUUAUAGCUCUGAAGGGAUACCUCCGCGCAUGUUAACAUUUUUACAACAUUUGCGAGAAUUUGGUCUAGUUUAUCAAAGAAAACGUAAAGAAGGACGUUAUUAUCCAACAAGGCUUGCUUUGAAUAUAACAAAUAAAAAUUCUGUUGUUCCAGCCGUAAGUACAGAUGAAGAAAACGAAAAAUCCCAAGAUAGUGGUUAUAUUGUAGUUGAAACUAAUUAUAGGGUUUAUGCAUACACUGACUCAAACCUUCAAGUUGCUCUAUUAGGAUUAUUUACAGAAUUACUUUAUCGUUUUCCAAAUUUAGUUGUUGGUGUGUUAACUAGAGAUUCAGUAAGAUCUGCGCUUCGUGGUGGCAUAACGGCUAGUCAAAUAAUAAGUUAUUUAGAACAAUAUUCUCAUCCAAAUAUGAUCAAGAGUCAGGCAGAAUCUGCUAUUUCAACGAAAUCUCAAUUACCACCAACAGUUGUUGAUCAAAUAAAAUUAUGGGAAAAUGAAAGAAAUCGUUUCACUUUUACCGAAGGUGUUGUCUAUAACCAGUUUCUGUCACAAGCUGAUUUCAUUACUCUUAGAGAUUACGCUCAAUCAAUUAACGUAUUAGUAUGGCAAAAUGAAAGAAACAGGAAUAUGGUUGUGACGAAAAAUGGUCAUGAUGACGUCAAAAAGUUUUGGAAAAAAUAUUCAAAAGGUGGUGGUUAAAUUAAUAAACUUUGUUAAAUUUAAACUCAUUAUUAUUGAUAAGGUUAGAAAUAUAAGAAGAAAUUACAUAGAAUUUUUUUUAUUUGAUAA